Molecule: messenger RNA, 3056 nt
Organism: Vanessa atalanta (red admiral)
Lineage: Eukaryota; Metazoa; Arthropoda; Insecta; Lepidoptera; Nymphalidae
Gene: Tps1
Product: alpha,alpha-trehalose-phosphate synthase [UDP-forming]
Exons: 11
Coding region: 209-2683 (824 amino acids)
Biological process (GO): trehalose biosynthetic process
Cellular component (GO): cytosol; alpha,alpha-trehalose-phosphate synthase complex (UDP-forming)
Molecular function (GO): catalytic activity
Source: RefSeq, a predicted model, not a curated record
UUCGUCUUCGAUCUCCGCCGAUGAUGUUAAUCAUUUACGCGUAUAAGAUCGCAUCACAUUAGUCACAUAACUUCGCUUGCGAUGACACACGGCAAGGGAUCAGAUUAAGUGUUUUGAACGAUAUUUUAAAAAUCCCUCCAAAUUGUCGCGCACGCGCUGUUACUCCACUUUAUUGUGAUUGGUCGCGAAUCAAACGGAAUUAAGCAAUAUGAGUGUAACGCGAAACAGUGUCAGUCGGUCCGCGUGCAACAGUAAGGGAAGCAUGAUCGUCGUUUCGAAUAGACUGCCCUUUAUUCUAAAAAGAAAUGAGAAAACCGGUGAAUUGGAGAGAAAGGCCAGCGCCGGUGGUCUUGUAACCGCGGUGGCGCCUGUGGUCAUCCGUGGAAAUGGCAUCUGGGUGGGCUGGGCUGGCAUACACCUGGACAACAUUAACGAGAAGAUCCCGGAAUCCGACCCAAACGACAAGACACCGACCGCUGGACUGCUUUCUAGUAAGAUCGUCGCAAUUCACUCUGAACCAAAAUUAUUUGAUAGCUACUACAAUGGUUGCUGCAACGGUACUUUUUGGCCACUAUUCCACUCAAUGCCGGACCGUGCCACAUUUAUUGCUGACCACUGGAGAGCCUACAUUAAGAUCAACGAGGAGUUCGCUGAGAAGACUGUGUUUGCACUGAAACUCCUAAAGGAAAACAAAGAGAAGAAUGGCAGUUCACCUCCAAUUGUAUGGGUGCAUGAUUAUCACCUCAUGUUAGCGGCUAAUUGGAUUAGACAGCGAGCUGAAGAAGAUGAAAUAAAAUGCAAACUAGCGUUUUUCCUUCACAUUCCAUUCCCGCCGUGGGACAUAUUCCGCCUGUUUCCGUGGUCAGACGAAGUGCUCCAGGGUAUUCUCGGAUGCGAUAUGGUCGGUUUCCACAUAACGGAUUACUGCUUGAACUUCAUUGACUGUUGUCAGAGAAAUUUGGGUUGCCGAGUCGAUAGAAAGAAUUUGCUGGUUGAACUCGGUGGCCGUACGAUCUGUGUUCGACCUUUACCAAUUGGCGUACCGUUCGACAGAUUUGUCUCUCUAGCGCAAAACGCAAAACCAGUGCUUUCUACAAGUCAAAAAGUGAUACUAGGAGUCGAUAGAUUAGAUUAUACCAAAGGAUUAGUGCACAGACUAAAAGCUUUCGAGAGGCUAUUGCAGAAGUAUCCAGAACAUAUCGAGAAAGUGGUGUUACUGCAGAUUUCAGUACCAUCAAGAACAGAUGUCAAAGAAUAUCAAGACUUAAAAGAAGAAAUGGAUCAACUAGUUGGAAGAAUUAAUGGAAGGUUUACGACACCUAACUGGUCACCAAUCAGGUAUAUAUAUGGAUGCGUUGGUCAAGACGAACUCGCAGCCUUCUACCGUGAUGCUGCUGUCGCUCUGGUAACACCACUAAGGGACGGCAUGAAUCUAGUCGCUAAGGAGUUUGUCGCUUGCCAAAUUAACAAACCUCCAGGAGUUUUAAUAGUGUCUCCUUUCGCCGGCGCAGGAGAGAUGAUGCAUGAAGCACUGAUAUGCAAUCCUUAUGAACUGGACGACGCAGCUGAAGUUAUCCAUAGGGCGCUAAUAAUGCCAGAAGACGAACGCACAGUUCGAAUGAAUCAUCUCAGACGACGAGAACAGUUGAACGAUGUUGACAGCUGGAUGAAAGCAUUCCUCAAGGCCAUGGACUCGCUCGAGGAAGAGGCUGAUGAUAUUGGAGCUACCUCCAUGCAACCUGUCACUAUUGACGACUUCGAUGAAUAUUUAUCAAAAUACAUCGGCUACACACAGAAGCUCGCACUCUUAUUGGACUACGACGGAACCUUGGCUCCGAUAGCGCCACACCCGGACUUGGCGACUCUACCACUGGAAACCAAACAUACGUUGCAACGUCUUUCCAACAUGUCCGAUGUGUACAUUGCUAUUAUAUCUGGGCGAAACGUCAACAACGUGAAGGAUAUGGUUGGAAUUGAAGGUAUCACGUAUGCUGGAAAUCACGGUUUGGAAAUCUUACAUCCGGACGGUAGCAAGUUUGUUCAUCCCAUGCCAAUGGAAUUGCAAGAUAAAGUGGUAGAACUUCUUAAAUCCUUGCAGGAACAGGUUUGUAGAGACGGUGCUUGGGUGGAAAACAAGGGAGCUCUCCUGACAUUCCACUUCCGAGAGACUCCGGUGGCCAAGCGCGCGGCGCUGGCGGACACGGCGCGCCGCCUCAUCACGGCGGCCGGCUUCACGCCCGCGCCCGCGCACUGCGCCAUCGAGGCGCGCCCGCCUGUCCAGUGGAACAAAGGUCGUGCAUCAAUUUAUAUCCUCAGAACAGCCUUUGGCCUGGACUGGAGUGAAAGAAUAAGGGUUAUAUAUGCUGGUGACGACGUCACUGAUGAAGAUGCUAUGCUAGCUCUCAAAGGUAUGGCAGCAACAUUCCGCAUCGCGUCGUCGAAUAUAACCAAAACCUCAGCAGAACGACGUCUGUCGUCCACCGAUUCAGUACUGGCAAUGCUGAAAUGGAUCGAAAGGCAUUUCUCACGUCGUAAGCCCAGAGCAAAUUCACUAACAUACAAAAAUGCGAGACUAGCCCGCGAUACCAUGCAAAUGCAUAUGUCCUAUCUACCCACGAGGUCGCCGAAACAAACGCCUCCUCGCACACCUGAUGUUAUAUCAAGCGGCUCGGAGUCAAGUUAAUCACUGUCCCCAUACGUUACAAAAUAAACGUUAGAUCUUUCUAAGCAAAUCUUUUCGUAAAAACGUAUUAGAUUUAUAUUCUUACCUAAGCAUAUAAGCUUAGAACAGAACAAUAGAACAAAAUAAAAAUAUUUGUCUCAACUAUUGUUUGAAACAAUAUGUAUUCCACAUUGGGCGCGCUUAAUUAUUUUAAUGGUUUGUCAGAUGGAUGUUUGUGUAGGACUGUUGUCCUAUUUAUGUGAUAGAAUAGUGAUAAUUGUUUCUUUUUAAUUUAGACUUAUUGUAGACAAAGAUAUCAAAAUUAUGCCAAAUAAUUUAUACUCGUAUAUUUUUAUAAUUAAACAAAUAAUUAUAAAUUAUUAUUUUCUUUUAU